AAUUUUCUAGUCACUUCGCAAACGGCCGCAAAAAAAAUGGAGCUCGAAAUACUCAGUGCAAAAACCAGCAAAUCCUAUGGCAAGGUAAAGGUGCCCACGGCCUCCACUCCCAUUGGGGAUUUGCGCGCCCUGAUUCACAAGAGCCUGAACAAGACACCGGACGCCAACCGCCAGUCACUGCGGCUGGAUGCGCGUGGCAAGAGCCUGAAGGACACGGACACCGUGGAGUCGCUGUCGCUGCGCAGUGGGGACAAGAUCUAUGUGAAGGACCUGGGACCCCAGAUUGGAUGGAAGACAGUGUUCUUGGCCGAGUAUGCCGGGCCCCUGAUUGUGUAUCUGAUUUUCUAUUUCCGCCCGGAACUAGUCUACGGCAAGGCAGCCAGCAUACCGAUCUCCCUCACCACCCAUAUCGCCGCCGGUUGCUACACUGUCCACUAUGCGAAGCGUUUGCUGGAGACGAUCUUCGUGCACCGCUUCUCGCAUGCCACAAUGCCGUUGCGCAAUCUGUUCAAAAAUUGCACCUACUACUGGGGAUUCACCGCGUAUGUGUCGUACCAUGUCAACCAUCCUUUGUACACAUCGCCCUGCAUGUGCACCGUCUGGGCUGCCCUUGGAGCCUUCGCUCUGUGCGAAUUGGGCAACUUCUCCAUUCACAUUGCACUGCGUAACUUGCGCCCACCGGGCACUAAGGUGCGCAGGAUUCCAGUCGCCGACGCCAAUCCGUUGACCAAGCUGUUCAACCUUGUUUCUUGCCCGAACUACACCUACGAGAUUGGCGCCUGGGUCUCCUACUCGGUGAUGACAUCUUGCCUGGCCGCCUAUCUGUUUGCCUUCGCUGGCGCCUUCCAGAUGAGCGUCUGGGCCCUGGCCAAGCAUCGCAACUACAAGAAGGAGUUCAAGGAUUAUCCCCGGCAGCGCCGCUCCAUCUUCCCAUUUGUCCUGUAAAUGGCACCACAAUUCAUUGCGUUCGCAGUUCUCGACGCUGUAUUACCUAUUCCAUUUGGUUAGCAUUUAACGGGUAGUGUAGUUGAUUUAUGAACUUUGUGCUUUCGUUCGUUUAAAGCAGAAAUACAUAUUGGGGAAGAGUA
Molecule: messenger RNA, 1088 nt
Organism: Drosophila guanche
Lineage: Eukaryota; Metazoa; Arthropoda; Insecta; Diptera; Drosophilidae
Gene: Sc2
Product: very-long-chain enoyl-CoA reductase
Exons: 4
Coding region: 37-945 (302 amino acids)
Biological process (GO): very long-chain fatty acid biosynthetic process
Molecular function (GO): oxidoreductase activity, acting on the CH-CH group of donors
Source: RefSeq, a predicted model, not a curated record